CUGGCUGGGAUCACAAGCCUCCAAGACGGAAUCCGGUCUGCUGGGAAAUGUCAUACAUAGAGGAGUUGUGGAUUUGUCCACUUCUGUUGCACGAGCUACACCAAACUGUGCCCAAUGCGACUCGCGUCUGGUGAGUGGUUGGGAGGAUCGAGUGGAAGACUACCGAGAUGAGGAGGCCUCCGGGGGUCCUAGAGCAGACAGACUCAGAGUAAGAUCCCUGGACUGCCCCCAAAGAAAUGACCAAGGGAAAAUAAUAAAAAAACACUACCACCCCCUCCCAGGAAGCGAACCUCCUAAAGUCUACAACCUUAAAAUGGCAGCAGCUUUGACCCUUCCAGCUCCAGAGGAACAGGAGAAAUUUCUGACAGUGAAGGUGGAGGAGGAGAAUCAUAUAUGGGGGCAGGAAUCUGGACCACAGAGGAAUGACCUUUACACUAGAGAGAUCUUCCGGAGGCAGUUCAGGAGAUUCUGUUACCAGGAGACCCCUGGGCCUCGUGAAGCUCUUCGAAGGCUUAGAGAACUUUGCCUUCAGUGGCUGAGACCAGAAGUGCACACAAAAGAGCAGAUUCUGGACUUGCUGGUGCUCGAGCAGUUUCUCAACAUCCUCCCUGAGGAGCUCCAGACCUGGGUGUGGGAACAUCGUCCCGUGAGCGGAGAGGAAGCAGUGACAGUGCUGGAGGAUUUGGAGAGAGAGUUUGAUGAGUCAGGAGAGCAGGUUCCAACUCAUGCUCAUAAACAGGAGAUGUUCUUGGAGGAGAUAGAAGCAACACAGGAAUCACAAAAUAUUCAGUUCCAGCCCUUGGAAACACAGAUCCAAUGUAAAUCACAGGAGAUGCAUCCUAUUAAAGAAAUUGAUGGCAAGACCAGCAUUGAGAAUGGAGAGUUAGCUCCAAAGCAGGAAACUUCUACAGAAAUGGAUAGAAUUGACAAACUGAAUUGUGAUAUUCUCCGGGGUCCUGAAUGUAGAGAAAUGUGUGAACAAGAAGGCAGAUCAGAAAGACAAUGGGGGAACCCUGCAGUGGAAAGGCCUUAUGUAUGUGGUGAAUGUGGGAAAAAUUUUACUCAGAAUUCCAUCCUCAUUGAACAUCAGAGAACCCACACUGGAGAGAAACCCUAUGAAUGUGAUGAGUGUGGGAGAGCCUUCAGUCAGAGGUCUGGCCUUUUCCAACAUCAGAGACUCCACACAGGAGAGAAACGAUAUCAGUGUAAUGUAUGUGGCAAAGCUUUCAGUCAGAAUGCAGGGCUUUUUCAUCAUCUCAGAAUCCACACUGGAGAAAAACCCUAUCAGUGUAAUCAAUGUAGUAAAAGUUUUAGUCGGCGCUCAGUCCUUAUCAAACAUCAGCGAAUUCACACUGGAGAAAGACCUUAUGAAUGUGAUGAGUGUGGCAAGAACUUCAUUUAUCAUUGUAACCUUAUUCAGCAUCAGAAAAUUCACACAGUGGCCAAGUCAAACUAGCUCCUUGUAGUAGAGGCUAGGACUAGACCUUCCAUUUCUUUGGUACAGGGAACUCCCAGAAAAGGACAUCCUCUGUGUUGAUGGAGUUUGGCACUUUAUAAUCUUAGAGAGUUGACUAGGGGCACUGAGAGGUUGAAGGUCUUGUGACGGGUUACAAAACAAGUGUGUGUCAGAAGUGGGACUUAAACCCAGGUCUUCCUGUGUCCAAGGUGAGCUCUCUUUCUGCUGUGCUGUGCAAUAACUGGGGCAAAAUUUACAGAUGCCAGAAUUGUAGGCGAUUUAUCUGGGGAAUCAGUUCUUUAUUUUAUCCUCCUUUGAGCAUCAGAAUGAGAGGAUGUUAACCGUGUUUAACUUUUUAGUGUAUUAAUUUCCUUCCAGGGAAACCUAGUGGUGAUGCCUAAACCAUUCUCUGAGAUAGGUGCUUAUUGUAAACAAUGUGUUAAAUAGUGUAAAUAAUUAUUUUAAUAAUGUAAUGAACUUUUAAUUAAGAAGGAGCCAAUUACAUUCUUAAGAGAAUUUAAAAUGCUACCUUGAUAACAGCUUUGUCAGGGUAUUGCUUCCAAUACAACUCAGUCAUAGUGUAUCCCUAAUCAAAAAUGGAUAUUAGUCAAAUACGCUUAUCUGCUUGAUACUGAAGCCAUUAAGUUUCUCAGCCCAUUUUUAAUACUUAUGGAUGUAGAAAAUACCUUACAAAUACAACCUGAGCCAGUGUUUUGUCAGUUAAUCUGCUUUGUUAAAAAAAAAUGGAAAAACCAAAAUACUUAGUAUUUUCAAUAGCCUGAUUCCAUUCAUAUCUCCUAGUAUAAUGACAUAUCCUUAAAAUUGCAGAAGGGAGAAAGCCACAACGAGCUAUCCUUCAUAGAAUUAAAUUCGUCAGCACUCCCAGAAUUAUAGAAAAUAUGUUUUAGCAGUUCAGUGAAUAGUCAUAACUACUGUUGCAUAUGCUUGCACAGAUAACUUCUAGAAUACUUUUAGAAUUUGGUAUUUCUGCAGAUUCUUUUGGUGGGACUGUAGCUUAUUCAUAGUUUCAUUUGUCAUCACAUAUAAUCAUUAUGAUGGAUUUUCAUAAGCCCAGCUGUCAUCAGUACUCCCUUUUGAAAGAAUCACCAAGGUUCCCAUGGAACAAUCUGUUAUAUUCACCCAAAGGUAAACUCUUUUUUUCUGUCAAACAAUAUUAAUUGAAUAACUACUGUGUACAAAGCCUUGUACUAGAUACAAUGAAGGGGUAAAGUAAUAUAAGACAUGGUGACCACCUUUGUGGAGCUGAUAAGCUGGUUGGGAAGAUGGAAAAUAAAGAAAAUGGCUUAAAACUCAGACUGCCAGAAUUAGAAGGGAAUUUAGAGAUCAUCUAGUCUGAGGAUUCUUAGCCUGCAGUCUAUGAACUUCUUUUUAAAAAUAUUUUGAUAACCAUUUCAAUAUAAUUGGUUUCCUUUGUAU
Vombatus ursinus (common wombat) is the source of this 2893-nucleotide messenger RNA. RefSeq names its product zinc finger and SCAN domain-containing protein 23-like. Bases 314 to 1456 code for a protein of 380 amino acids. The transcript is spliced from 4 exons. Gene Ontology annotation, biological process: regulation of transcription by RNA polymerase II. The record is from RefSeq and is a predicted model, not a curated record. NCBI's taxonomy places the organism in Eukaryota, Metazoa, Chordata, Mammalia, Diprotodontia, Vombatidae. Gene Ontology annotation, molecular function: RNA polymerase II cis-regulatory region sequence-specific DNA binding; DNA-binding transcription factor activity, RNA polymerase II-specific.